Molecule: messenger RNA, 4081 nt
Organism: Juglans regia (Persian walnut)
Lineage: Eukaryota; Viridiplantae; Streptophyta; Magnoliopsida; Fagales; Juglandaceae
Product: G-type lectin S-receptor-like serine/threonine-protein kinase LECRK4
Exons: 1
Coding region: 384-2864 (826 amino acids)
Biological process (GO): protein phosphorylation
Molecular function (GO): ATP binding; protein serine/threonine kinase activity
Source: RefSeq, a predicted model, not a curated record
GAAUAUGCGAAUCCAAGUGUCGCUUAUUACAAAGUCACAUGCACGAUCAUUACUUGUGGUGUGGCGAAUGGAGCCAAAGUGUGCACACAAUCAUUAUAGGGAAAGUUGUGACUCCACCCAAAAGUGUGGUGGUUUUUCACAAACAUUUUCAAAAAGGACACCCAUUACGUGUGUUCCCAGGUCGUACACUCCCAAUUUCCAAAGAUGACCGGCACGGAUUAAUAUAUCCAAAACGGUCAAAGUCAGAGAGCACAAGUUUGAUCUAACGACCCAAAAUCAUUUUUAUUUUUUCCUAUAAAUUAUGAAUCUUUGGCCUACCUUCCUACAAGAAAUCAACCCUCGACCACCACCUGAGACUCAGAUUGGUUUUCUUUCUUUUGCCAAUGGCUCCAACACAUCAUGCUCAUAUUCAUCGUCCUUUGCUUCUUCUUCAUCUUCUUCUUCUUGUCCCUGUUAUGGUCUCCCAUAUUCCUUCUGCAAUGUCUCAAGCUUUUAACAACGUAACUGUGGGUUCUUAUCUCGUUGCCGCCAACGCCAGCCUCCCUUGGGCCGCUUCACCAUCUGGAGAUUUUGCAUUCGGAUUCCGAAGCCUUCCAGGUCGAGAAGACCAGUUCCUUCUCGCAAUCUGGUUCGCUAAGAUACCAGACAAAACCAUAGUUUGGUCUGCAAACAGAGAUCACCCAGCAGACCCAGAUUCAAUCGUGAAGCUAACCACCGCCGGACAGCUUGUGCUCACAAAAUCAGAUGGGUUGUACUUGUGGGGUUCUGACAACAGAGCAAAUGCGCCGGUAUUGCACGGGGCCAUGCUCGACACUGGAAACUUGGUGAUAAUGAGCACAAACUCAAGCAUCAUAUGGGAGAGCUUCAAGAAUCCGACCAACACCAUUUUACCAGCCCAAGUAUUCGGUGUUGGGAACAGCCUUUUGUCUAGUCGAUCCGAAAGCAAUUACCAGCGGGGUAAAUUUCAGCUCCGUUUAACUGAUAAAUAUCAUCUGAUGCUUAAUCAAAUCGAUGUAUAUACCAAAAACCCUUACGGCGCUUACUAUAGAGAUCGGAACGUUUCAGAGCUGAUAUUGGACAAGUCAGGCUAUCUACAAAUCAGGAGCUCGCCAAGUGGAAAUAUAUCAAACCUUACAUCAGAGAGCGCGGUCAAUGGGGAAGAUUCAUACUACAGGGUAACACUCGAUUUUGAUGGAGUUCUCCGACUCUAUGCUCACCCAAAGAAAUUCAAUAAUAGCAACCAAAGCUGGUCCACUGUCUGGUUUGUUCCUGACAACAUCUGCCUCAGCAUUUUUGACGCUUUAGGAAGUGGCUCUUGUGGGUAUAACAGUAUCUGUGCACUGGCUCCAUAUGGUAAGAUAAAUUGCCAAUGCCCCCAUGGGUUUUCUCUCAAGGAUGUAAACGACAAGUAUGGUGGCUGCAAACCAGACAAUAUAAGCUAUAUGCAGGAAUGUGACCAGAAGGGAUCUGUGAUUGCAGAAGAAUACUACGAAUUAUUGGACAUGGAGUUCGUGGAUUGGCCUUUAGCUGACUACGACCUGCUGCAACCUACAACAGAAUAUGAAUGCAGGACAUCUUGCCUGCGUGAUUGUUUUUGUGCAGUCGCCAUUUUCCAGGACCCAAAGCACAAUGAUGGUGUAGGAAGUUGUUGGAAGAAGAAAUUACCGCUUUCUAACGGCAGAUUGAACAGGAGUACCAUUGACAGAAAAGCUCUUUUCAAGACAUUGAAAUCAGAAUAUAAUAGCUCUUCCCAGAAUCCAAAUCAUCCGAAUUCCGGUGGAGGAAAGCAGAACAAAGAAAUAUUGACCCUCGCUGUACUCCUAGGCGCAUCUGUAUUUUUUAACUUGUUUUCUUUUGCUUCAAUUUUUCUAGUUCUCUGUUGCUUGUGGCAACGAAAACUACCAAACUUCUACAGUGUCUCAAACACAAAAGACCCAGAGAUGAAUUUACGUUCUUUUACAUACAAAGAUCUUGAAGAAGCCACUGAUGGGUUCAAAGAAGAAUUGGGCAGGGGUUCUUUUGGCAAUGUUUACAAAGGGGUAUUAGUAUCGAGUUACAGCAAAAAAGUUGCAGUCAAGAAAUUAGACAAAGUUUUGAAGGAUGGAGAGAAGGAGUUCAAAACUGAGGUGACUGUGAUCGGCCAAACUCACCAUAAGAAUCUGGUCCGGUUGCUUGGCUACUGUGACGAAGGUGAACACAGACUUUUGGUGUACGAGCUUAUGUACAAUGGCUCGUUGUCGAGUUUUCUCUUUGGGGUGUUAAGAUCAAGUUGGCAACGAAGAACGCAGAUUGCAUCAGGAAUUGCUAGAGGUCUUGUGUACUUGCAUGAAGAAUGCAGCACUCAAAUUAUUCACUGCGACAUAAAGCCUCAAAACAUACUCUUGGACGAUUCUUUUACGCCCAAAAUUUCAGACUUCGGAUUGGCAAAGCUAUUGAUGAACGACCAGACUCGGACUGUCACUGGAAUCAGGGGGACUAAAGGGUAUGUUGCACCAGAGUGGUUCAGGAACACACCUGUCACUGUAAAGGUGGAUGUGUAUAGCUUUGGAGUCAUGGUGUUGGAGAUCAUUUGCUGCAGAAGAUGUGUGGAAAUUGAGAUGGAGAAGGCGGCAAUACUAAUCGAAUGGGCUUACGAAUGCUAUAGCAAAGGGAAGUUGGAGAAAUUGGUGGAAAAUGAUGAAGAGGCUUUGAGUGAUCUGAAGCAGGUGCAGAAGUUAGUGAAAGUGGCAAUUUGGUGUGUUCAGGAUCUGCCAUCAAUGAGGCCAUCCAUGAGAGAAGUCACUCAUAUGCUAGAAGGCAUUCUUGAGGUUUCUGCACCUCCAUGUCCUUUCCUCUAUAGCUCAAUGUCCGGAUCCGAUCGUUAGUCAUCCUAGGCAGGCAGGAUUUUCAAUUAAUACUGAUAUAAUAUCUAUCAAGUAUUAUUGUUUGUAAUCUUUGAAUUAUUUAGCUUCUACCUCUCAGAUUGCAUAACUGUUCUGUCAAAUAAUAAGCAGUAAGGGUUGAAUCACUUACAGAGUUGUGGUUAUUUCAUGGAGAUUAGAAAGACCAUGUUUAAUAAUUGUGUUCUGAUAUAGAUUUGAAUUUACGAUCGCUGUAUCGAUAUUUCCUAGUUGGUUAUGCUGAUUUUCUUUAUUAUCUGUCCAUAUUGUUCAUUGUUUCGAAAGGAAUCCGAUCGCAUUUUAGUUUUACUGUUUGAAGGCAUUUUGUGUUGGGAGAAAUGUUAACAGCUACUUGGAAUGUAACGCCCGGUACCCGGAUGUUGUCCCCGUUAACCACAAUGGCGACCUUAACAAAAGGAAUAAUUUGAAAUUUAGAGAGGGAGAGCCCGUAACUGAGAAACAAUGAAGGACAAGGCUGUGAGUUUACCAGUGUAUCACAAAUCUGAUAAAAAAAUGCCCAACAAUCGCAGCACCAACUACAAACUAAAAUCGCAGGAGAGAUCCACAAGACCCACAAACCACGGACUGCACUUUCAAAACUAUAUACGCAGAAGAAAUUUCGUGUGAGAGGGAGAGAGAUGUGAAUCUUAGAGAGAGAGAGAGAGAGAGAGAAAAGAGAAAGCUUACCGACGAGGGGGACUCUCGGUAACAACAAGUCUUGAGUUUAAUUUUCACCCAAAAUCGCCGCAUCAAAUUCGCAGGAGAUCAUGAUAGAGGAGAUGAGAGGGGGCGACUGUUGAGAGGAAACUGGUUUGAGAGGAACAGAAGAAGAAAGAAACCGUAGAGAAUGCGGGGAGAUAAAAUACAGGGUGAGUGAAAAUCAACAAAUAUUAUCUCUAGAUAAUACUAUACAAUCAACAAUAAUCUCAACAAAAUACUUUCUUGAGGACCAAACAGUACAAUAAAAGAGACUUCACCAAAGAGAUGGAUUAUUUGUAAGAUCUCGAACACAAUAAAUAUUGCUCCAAAUCCGAUCUCCACCUUUCAGAUUAUAGAGUCUUAAGUUGUGAAUGUGCCUACAAAAUUUUAACUCAAUCCGACCACAGACGACUCCGAUCAAAGCAUCUAAUUAAAACUGGACGAAUUGCCAUAUUUUAGCUGUCUCUUCCUCCCCCAAUCUCUCACACGUUUUUCUCUCUCUC